Athalia rosae (coleseed sawfly) is the source of this 2392-nucleotide messenger RNA. Its product is annotated as NHL repeat-containing protein 2. The coding region runs from base 122 to 2272 and encodes 716 amino acids. The transcript has 10 exons. The record is from RefSeq and is a predicted model, not a curated record. Gene Ontology annotation, molecular function: protein binding. NCBI's taxonomy places the organism in Eukaryota, Metazoa, Arthropoda, Insecta, Hymenoptera, Athaliidae.
GUGUUUGCAUAACUUCGGGCGUACUGUCAAAUCCUCUUUGAAUUUUACUUGUUAUUUAAUAGUUUUAAUAAUUAUUGUUAACCCCACAAUACGGUGUGAUAAUUAUAAUUGGGUCAAUGAAAUGUUUACUUUCAUCUGCCAGGCAUUAGUCAAAAGAGUUCCACUUGUUUCUCGAACUAUUUGGGGCAGUGACGGUGGUGAUCUUACAGGGAAAAUGAGUGUUCGUGAUAUUAUAACGGAAUUAACCCAAGUUUCAAUUGAGGUGAGACAAGAUUUGAAAAGUGUCAAGGACCCUAAAGAAAAAGAGAGGAUCGCGUUACGACAUAUAAAAGAAUUUGCCGCUAAGGACGCCUACGUCAACGAGUUCCAAAAAGGUCUAGAAUGGUUCAACGUAUCACAAGGUCUCUCGAUGCGCAAGGAUCUUGCAGGGAAAAUAUGUGUAUUGGAUUUCUUCACUUAUUGCUGCAUAAACUGCAUGCAUAUUUUACCGGACCUGGCUGCUCUUGAAAAGAAAUUCUCCAUAGAAGAUGGUCUAGCUGUUAUUGGAGUUCACAGUGCAAAAUUUGCCAAUGAAAGGGAUUCCAGUAAGAUAUUAGCUGCUGUGCAAAGGUACAAUAUCCAGCACCCUGUAGUUAACGAUGCCAAACUUUCCAUGUGGCGGGAUAUUGGUAUUGUUUGCUGGCCCAGUUUGGUGAUUUUAGGACCUAAAGGGCAGCCAUUGUUUGCUUUAGUUGGCGAGGGACACAGAGAGGAACUAUUUUUAUAUGUAAAAGUAGCCCUGCGGUAUUUCAAAUCCUUAAACGAAAUAUCUGAUCAUUCUCUACCGUUGAAACCGUCGCAGCACCUGCUUCCAGUUUCUAAAGACAUAUUACUAUUUCCUGGCAAAGUGCACUUGUUUAAAACUAAAAAUACAAACAAAAUCGCGGUUGCUGACACAGGAAACAACAGAAUUUUGAUUAUGGACACUAAAGGGAAAGUUGAACAUGUCGUCGGUGGUUACGCACCUGCAUUUAAAGACGGAGACUAUGAAACCAGCAAGUUUAACGCUCCCCAAGGAAUUUGUAGUCUCGGAGAUAAUCUCUAUAUCGCAGACACUGAAAAUCACGCAAUUAGAAAGAUAGAUCUAGUUUCAAAAACAGUUACAACAUUAGCAGGCACAGGAGAGCAGGGCCAUGAUUAUACUGGAGGCCAACUUGGUAUAAAUCAGAGUCUAUCAUCUCCUUGGGAUAUCGCAUUGUACCAACUGGAUCAGGGAAAUAAAAGUGUGCCAGUUCUGCUAAUUGCUAUUGCUGGUACGCACCAGAUUUGGGCUUUGUUUAUGGAAGAUACAAUUUGGUGGAAAAAAAAGUCGGUUAAAGCAGGUACUUGCAUGGCAAUAGUUGGAAAUGGCAGGGAAGAGAAUCGCAACAAUUCAUAUCCUCACGCGGCUAGUCUGGCGCAACCAUCUGGUUUGGCAUUAGCGGUAGAAAAAAAUUUGCUAUUCUUUGCAGACAGUGAGAGCAGCUCUAUCAGAGUUGUGCACUUAAUUGAUGGUAAAGUGGCCGCAGUUUGCGGCGCGGAUAAAAACCCUGCGAACUUGCAUGACUUUGGAGAUGUAGAUGGAAAAUUGUACGGAGUGAAACUACAACAUCCCUUGGGUGUUGCUUGGGACCCCACGGAGUCUGUGGUUUACAUAGCUGAUACCUACAAUCAUAAAGUGAAGACGGUCGACAUUUUUGGUAACUGCAAAACCCGUUAUGGAGCAGGAAAACCGGAUUCUAAAUACGUGUUCGAUGAACCGAGCGGAUUAGCUAUAGAUCCUGAGAGCAAGACACUGUAUGUCGCUGAUACUAAUAAUCACCGCGUCGUUUCGAUAAAAAUCGAAUACAACAAGAUAGAGACUAUUGCUAUUGAUCUACCAAGGGAUGGUGUAGCUGCUGAUGACACUUACAACUUCGACACAGAUGUUAGCACUUGUGGAGGCAGCUUGGAAGUCUCAUUUGAGGUAAAAUUCAUGAAUGACUUGAAGCUGAAUACGGAUGCCCCGCAAAGGUGGGCUGUAAAUUUACCGGAAAAGUGGAUAACGAGUGCUUCCAAAGGCAAUUUGACCACUCCGAUAAUUGUGGACAUCCCGGAAGGAGAAGUCGAAACAAAACUGCAUGUUACUUUGGACAUAGUAAUGUGCAAGAUCGACGAGUGCAUACCAAAGAAACUAGAAGCGAUUUUGAACGUGCACAGGAAGCCCAAUGCUCCGUCCAAAGUAAAUUUGAACAAAGUACUAAAAAUAGAGUAAUGGCUAAACGCUGAAGGAUUGGUUAAUGUAAAUAUUUAGUGAAAUGGAGUUGGAGUAUACUUUUUAAUGCAACAUCGUUAACAAGAUGAAAUAUAUUACAACAACCGUAAUGUUACCCAA